UUUUCAAAUAGCACCCUUUAAAUGAGAUUUGUCAUUUACAUACAUAAAGUAGUAUCAGCUAAGCCAUGAGCCAACAUGGCAGGCACUAAAAUGACCUGAUCUGUGCAUGACUGUGCCCUGUCUUAUCUAAUACAAUAUCAUUUUUUAGAAACCCUCCAAGAGCACAUGAUCUUCUUGUAUAGAGAUAAGACAUCAAGCAGCAGCCUUUUUUCUCAGUCAUGGACGGCAGAGAGAAGAGAGCGCUUCACUUCUUGAUCUUCGCUGCUUAUCUCGUGGUCUCAUCUUCACCUUCUGCAGGUCUGAUCAGAUUAGCUGUAAAUGGAUCCACUCAGUGCUCUGGAAGAGUUGAAAUCUAUAACUCUUACUCUUACCCUUACUAUUCCUGGGGAACAGUGUGUGAUGAUGGCUGGGACUUAAAAGAUGCUGAGGUGGUCUGUAGAGAGCAGAGCUAUGGGAUAGCUCUGGAGGCUCUUGGGUCUGCUUACUUUGGUCAAGGUACAGGAACUUUCUUGCACAGUAAUGUGGACUGUUCAGGAAGUGAAACUUCUCUAGACAAUUGUAGGUACAGCAGCUAUAUUAGUUAUUACUGUCACCAUGGUCGGGAUGCUGGCGUCGUCUGUUCAGUAAGCAACCCAGAGCCCACCAUCUCCUUGUACAGUAAUGAGGUCACCUGGGGUCAGGACGUCAGCAUCACUUGCUCAGUCUCAGAAAAGUUCUCAGGUGGAACUUUUAUCCUCCAGAAGACUUCAGGCUCAUUCAGUCAGAGUCAAACAUCCUCUACGAGCUCUGUUACAUUCAAUCUUCACAAUGUGAACUUCGAUCAUGAUGGACUGUACCAGUGUCAGUACAUGAAAACAAGUCAAAGGUUCAGCUCUUCCUCUGUCAGACUCUCUGUUACUGAACGUAAUCAGUGCCGGGGGAGGUUAUGGUCAACGCGAAACCCAAACAAACAAAAAACGCUUCAAGCGGAAGCCAGAAAGAAUCCUGACCGUCUGACGACGAAAGAAAAGUGGAUGUCACUGAGCAACAACAACAAGACGGGAAACAUCUUUUUCUCCCCGUUCAGCAUCUCUUCAGCCCUGGCUAUGGUGAUGCUGGGGGCCAGAGGCAACACAGCCACACAGAUGUCAGAGUGCUUGCAAGCCAAGGAUUGUUGGGGUGAUGUUCACAGCAGCUUUGCCAAACUUCUCACUGAACUCAAAAGGCCAGAGGCGCCAUUUACCUUCAGUGUUGCUAACAGACUGUACAGAGAGAAGUCCUGCCCCUUUACUCAGAAAUUCUUAAUACAAAGCAAGAAACAUUACAGCACAGAGCUGGAGUCUGUGGACUUCAAGACCAGGUCUGAAGAGGUCAGGAUUGAUGUCAACAACUGGGUGCAGAAAAACACACCAGCAGGUAACAUCACAGAGGUGGUGGAUGAAGAUGAUUUGAAUGAACUGACCAGGCUGGUGUUGUUCACUGCCACCCACUUCAGAGGCAGCUGGAAGAAAGAUUUCUCGUGGUCUAAAACUUAUGAUGCUCAAUUUUGGCUCAAGAAGAAUGACUCAAAGCCUGUGAAGAUGAUGAAACAGGAAGGAAACUUUGCGUGUACCUUCAUCGAAGAAGCAAACUGCAAGAUUCUAGAGAUGCCUUACAGUGGGGAGGAAGUGAGCAUGCUCAUCUUUUUACCUGCAGAGAUCGAGGAUGAUACAACAGGACUGGAGAAGCUGGAGAAGGAGCUGACCUCCGAGAAAUUUGUAGCUUGGACUCAUCCAGGCAAGAUGCAAACAUGUUACAUUGAUGUGAGGCUGCCUCGUUUUACACUGGAGGAGACGUAUGACCUGAACACAGUCCUGAGCAGCAUGAGCAUGGUGGACGCCUUUGAUCACACAAAGUGUGACUUCUCUGGCAUGUCUGGGCACAAAGAUCUGGUACUUUCAAAAGUCAUCCACAAGGCUUUUGUGAAGGUCCACGAGAAGGCAACUGAGGCUACUUUUGUGGAUAUGUGUUGGUUUGAGUACUGUUCAGGCAAGAUAAUGCGGGGCAAUUUAAACUCUUUCAUCGCAGACCACCCCUUCCUCUUCUUCAUCAGACAUAACCCCACUAUGAACAUCCUGUUUGCUGGUCGGUUCUGCUGCCCUGUGUGAGCUCUGUGUCCUUUAGAGCAGCUCAGUACCAGAAGUCUUUAGUGUUUAGUUGGAGAACCUUUCAAAAUCACUGCACAACAGCGCUGUA
Oreochromis niloticus (Nile tilapia) is the source of this 2214-nucleotide messenger RNA. RefSeq names its product leukocyte elastase inhibitor. Gene Ontology annotation, molecular function: serine-type endopeptidase inhibitor activity. The coding region runs from base 219 to 2126 and encodes 635 amino acids. Gene Ontology annotation, cellular component: membrane. The record is from RefSeq and is a predicted model, not a curated record. Gene Ontology annotation, biological process: negative regulation of endopeptidase activity. Lineage: Eukaryota; Metazoa; Chordata; Actinopteri; Cichliformes; Cichlidae. The transcript is spliced from 13 exons.